Messenger RNA from Beauveria bassiana ARSEF 2860, 459 nucleotides. RefSeq lists its product as uncharacterized. The record is from RefSeq and is a predicted model, not a curated record. The coding region runs from base 1 to 459 and encodes 152 amino acids. NCBI's taxonomy places the organism in Eukaryota, Fungi, Ascomycota, Sordariomycetes, Hypocreales, Cordycipitaceae. The transcript has a single exon.
AUGUCUUCGAGCCAAGAUGAGACUUCGUGGGGCGAUCGGCCUGGCCCCGACGACUCCAACUACAAGGAAAGGGAAGAAGAAAUCAUCAACUUGAUUAAGAUGAGCAUUGAGGCGCUGUCGCAUAUGGAAUUGAGCCCGAAGCCGGACAUGGAAAACAUGGCCAAGUGGUUCGCCCACGAGGCCGUCACCAACUCCACGAGCUUGGACGGUGAAGUCCAAGCCCUAGCCUAUAAACAGUUGAGCGACUGCUGUGGAGCCCGUAACGAGUGGGUAGAGGCUCUCGUGGCGUUGGAGGUGGCCAGAGCUGUGGACGAGGACGGCUGGACAAAUCAUGAUCACCAUUUAUACCAAGUAUAUACCAAGUUUGUGGCGAUUUACAAAGAUUGUGUCUCAGGCGCUGAUCUAGGGCAGUGGGAGAAACACGCUAAGCGGACGAUUUCGGUUCUCGACAACAAAUAA